Triticum urartu is the source of this 956-nucleotide messenger RNA. RefSeq names its product acyl-CoA hydrolase 1. The record is from RefSeq and is a predicted model, not a curated record. Lineage: Eukaryota; Viridiplantae; Streptophyta; Magnoliopsida; Poales; Poaceae.
CCAAACUCUCGUGAAUCCCUAGAAAAAACUCUCUGGCACCCCCACCCCUUCUCCGCCGCCACCACCCACGCCGACCGGUUCUGGCGAGCUCCGGCUGGAAGCGGAGCAUUCACCGGAACCAGAAUCAUGUGCGUUCGCCGCACCGGUAGGGGUGGGAGGUGGCCCUCUCUCCCUCGCCCUCUCCGCUUCCAGCUCGGCCUCCUUCCUCCUCUGCGCCGGCGGCGACUCCCUGCAGCGUGGGAGGCUCAGGUUUAGUCUUUCGCCCCGCCCCGGUGCUGCGCUGCUGCUCCCCUCCCGCCCCGCCGACGCCGAUGGACCGAGAAGAAGUGACGAAGUUCCUGGGCCAGGUGCCCCUCCUGCAGUGCCUCCCCGGCUCUUCCAUCCGUAGGAUUGCCGAGGCCGUCCAGGUCAAGCACUACGAACCUGGGGAUUAUAUUGCUCGUGAAGGUGAACCCGUAGAUGGCCUUUGCAUCAUAUUGGAUGGCACAAGGGUUCCAUGGUACAACAGCAGAAAGAAGACCAUGAUUCAAUCAAGUGCAUGCUCCAUCAACACAAGGGGUGAUCGUCGCUGACUAGCACGGCCAGUGGGCGCUGUGCUCUUCAACCACUUGAAGGCAGACUUCUCCGUGAAGCCCGGUGGCCAUGUCGCACGGAUUAUCGUCUAGGUGAUUUCGACGCCGGAAGUCACUGAGGUGGAGGACCUCGAUGCCACCGUCCGAGGGAGGGAGGAUUCGUGUCCACCAGCGUCUGAACUCCGAGCCUUGGUAGAUACAUCUAGAGAAGUGGUCUGUUUAGGGUUGGUGGUAGACCACUAGAGAAGGUACCCACCUUACGAUGAUGGUUGUGUGUGUCUGAUGUUAAAUGGAAUCUUGAGAUGGUUGUGUGACGUUGGUUUGGUUUGCACUGGGCGUAUUACCAUUUAUGAGUACUACAUCAAAUUUUUAUUUUUUUAAUUC